Messenger RNA from Spodoptera littoralis (African cotton leafworm), 5719 nucleotides. The record is from the annotation of a GenBank genome assembly. NCBI's taxonomy places the organism in Eukaryota, Metazoa, Arthropoda, Insecta, Lepidoptera, Noctuidae.
CUUAUCGAUAUCCGACGAUUUUGACUAAAAAUAUACAGUCGCAUUAAAUACAGUGAAACAAAGUGACAUACUGGAGUGUUUUUAUUGAAAUCUAUUUUAUUUAUCUUGUUCUUCUAGUGGUUUUUGGGUUGAGUGCAAGCAUUCCGGAAUAUUGUUAAAGAUUUAACCUACGUACCGACAGAUAAUAGCUGAAUCAUCAUCACUAGAGAAGUAAGAACCAACUUCAAAAGAUCAUGAGAUGGCGCUUGAUGUGCGAAUACUGACAGCAACCUUGCUGAUACUCACCACUGCCACAACCGCACAACAAGAUCGAUGUGGCUACAUGGUGUUAAUACCCAGACCAACGAGGCCUGACUUCCCACCACAAAAUUUCGACGGUUUGACAUGGGCUCAGUGGCCACUGUUACCAGCGGAGGAUCGAGAAGACGUCUGCAUCAAUGACUAUACACCUGAUCCCUUUAGCACCAACCAUGGUUAUCAGAAAAUUUACAUGGAGGAGGAGAUCGUAGAUCACGUGGCCAUUGCAAAGCUUAAUUACCGAGGUGACGGCAGACCUACAAUACAAACACCUUUUAUUAUGGGAGCAGCCCACAUGCUUGGAGCAGAAAUUCGUAGAUACCCUGACGAAAAUGGAGACUGGCAUCUUGUCAUCACUCAGAGGCAGGAUUAUGAAACACCUGGUAUGCAAGGAUAUAUAUUCAACGUGGGAGUGGAGGGCGAGUCGCUGGUUGUGAUGGUAACCCUAGACAUUGUGAACAUCGACGACAAUACUCCAAUCAUUGAGAUGCUAGAGCCUUGCAGCAUACCGGAACUUGGUGAACCCGGUAUUACAGAAUGUAAAUAUGUCGUGAAUGACGCAGAUGGUGAGAUCAGUACAAGUGUUAUGAUAUUUGAAAUAGACAGCGAGAGAGGAGACGAACUAGUAUUCGAACUGACCAGAGAAAACAUUCCGGGCGAUUGGUUCUCGGUGAAUAUGAUCCUUGAAUUGAAACAGCCUCUUAAUUACGCUGAGAAUCCUCUACACAUAUUCAGAGUUACAGCUUUGGACUCGUUGCCAAACCCACGUACAGUCGUCAUGAUGGUUGAAGUAGAGAAUGUGGAACACAGAAACCCUCAAUGGAUAACGAUCUUUGCUGUGCAACAAUUUGAUGAGAAACUGGAGAGAUCGUUCCCAGUUAGAGCUAUAGAUGGCGACACGGGAAUCAAUAAACCUAUAUUUUAUCGUAUAGAAACUGAAGAAAGAGACAAAGAAUUCUUCAGCAUUGAGACUUUAGGAGAAGGCAGAGACGGUGCCAUGUUCCACGUGGCAGCUAUAGACAGGGACACACUAAAAAGGGAUAUGUUUAAUGUAACAAUAAUUGCGUAUAAGUAUGGUGAUAUACCUGUAUCCAGUAGUGAACAAGGACAGGCAGUUCAUGAUGACGAAGGUGAUAGUGACGAAGGUGAUAGUGACGAAGGUGGUCCACAGAUAUUUGAGACCCCAACAAAUGUGAUGAUCAUAAUUAACGAUAUAAAUGAUCAGAGGCCAGAACCCUUCCGGAAGGAAUACACGAUCUCCAUAAUGGAAGAGACUGCGAUGACGUUACCUUUGACAAACUUCGGUUUUCAUGACCGUGAUAUUGGUCCCCACGCACAGUACAAAGUUCACUUAGAGAGUAUACAUCCAGAGGGGAUUCAUAACGCCUUCUACAUCGCCCCUGAAGAAGGUUACCAGGAGCAAGAGUUCAUCAUUGGUACAGUUGACCACCAUAUGUUGGAUUAUGAUCGAGGCUAUGACCCCACGAAAGGAAUAAAGCUCAAGGCAAUAGCAAUUGACAAGGAUAAUAACGAUCACAUUGGAGAAGCAAUUAUAAACAUUAACCUUAUCAAUUGGAAUGAUGAACUGCCUGGGUUCGACAGAGAUAGCUACGACGCAAAAUUUAAGGAGACGGUCGAAGCUGGCUUUCGCAUUGGUACAUACCAGGCUACAGACGACGACAUCGAUGACAUUGUUGAGCACACGAUAUUGGGCAACGCUGCCAACUUCCUGAGGAUUGACCUAAUUACUGGAGACGUCUACGUGACAGUAAACAAUACCUUUGAUUACCACAGACAGAACGAAAUCUUUGUUCAGAUUCAAGCUGUGGAUACACUAGGUUUGCCACAAAACAGGGCUACAACACAGCUAGUCAUACAUUUAGAAGACGUCAACAACACGCCACCUACCCUGCGACUGCCACGUAUCAGUCCAAGUGUAGAAGAGAACGUUAAAGACGGAUUCCCGAUAACCGAAGGGCUGACGGCGACGGAUCCUGACACCACGGCCGAUCUACACUUCGAGAUCGAUUGGAAUGCCUCAUACGCUACGAAGCAAGGCAGGAAUGCACCCCCCACUUCAGAAUACCACGGAUGUGUAGAAAUUCUGACCGUAUACCCAGAUCCUAACAAUCGCGGGCUAGCUGAGGGACACUUGGUGGCACGUGAGAUCAGAGAGGGCGUGACCAUCGAUUACGAGGAGUUUGAGGUGCUGUACCUCGUUGUGAGGGUGAUAGACCGCAACACCGCCAUUGGCGAUGAUUAUGACGAAGCAAUGAUGACGGUGACAAUAAUCGAUAUGAACGACAACAGGCCGUUAUGGGUGAAUGGCACACUGACACAACCACUGCGCGUGCGUGAGAUGGCCGACGAAGGUGUCAUCAUCGGUACCCUGCAGGCCACAGACAUCGAUGGCCCUCUCUACAACCGAGUCCGUUACACCAUGAUUCCCAUCAAUGACACUCCUGAGGAACUGGUAAAGAUCGACUUCGUCACCGGUCAGCUGACUGUGAACAAGGGGCAAGCAAUUGACGCAGAUAUUCCGCCUCGCUUCCGUCUGUAUUACAAGGUUACAGCCAGCGACGAGUGCUCCCUUGACGAGUUUUUUACAGAAUGCCCACCUGAUCCCAUCUUCUGGAAUACCGAUGGAGAGAUAGCGAUCGAGAUAACCGAUACGAACAACAAAGUACCACACGCGGAAACAGAUCAGUUCCUUCAAGAAGUGCCACUUUACGAAAAUGCAAGUAAUGGUACCGAGAUCGUGACGAUCAUAGCAAGUGACUUGGACAGAGAUUACCCAAAUAACAAGCUGACGUACAGAAUCAACUACGCAUUCAACAAUAGACUGGAGAACUUCUUCGCAGUGGAUCCUAACACUGGCGUUCUGAGAGUACACUUCACUACUGACGAAGUGUUGGACAGGGAUGGAGAUGAACCGGAGCAUAGGAUCAUCUUCACCAUCGUCGAUAACUUGGAAGGCGCUGGAGAUGGCAAUCAGAACACCAUCUCCACGGAGGUGCUUGUUAUACUGCUUGAUAUAAACGAUAAUGCGCCGGAACUGCCAGCUUCCGUUGGCGAAUUCUGGACCGUUUCCGAAGGUGUGGUCGAGGGACACCACAUUCAACCAGAGAUUCAUGCACACGACAGAGAUGAACCAUUCAGUGACAACUCUCGCGUCGGAUAUGAAAUUCUAUCAGUCAAAUUGAUCAAUAGAGAGAUUGAGCUUCCUCAAGAUCCAUUCCAAAUAAUAACGAUUCAAAGAAAUCCCGAAAUCUGGAGAUUCGUAGGAGAGUUGGUGACUACCAUGGACCUUAGAGGAUACUGGGGCACCUAUGAAGUCGAAAUACGUGCGUUUGACCACGGUGAUCCGAUACUGGAUUCAACCGAGACCUAUGAACUAACCGUCAGGCCAUACAACUUCCAUUCACCAGUGUUUGUGUUCCCAACUCCUGGCUCAACCAUCAGGCUUUCCAGGGAGCGUGCCAUAGUCAAUGGUAUGCUGGCUCUAGCUAAUAUCGCGAGUGGAGAUUUCCUAGACCGACUCUCCGCUACUGAUGAAGACGGGUUAGAAGCAGGCAGAGUGACUUUCUCUAUAGUUGGAAACGAUGAAGCUGAGGAGUAUUUUAAUGUGUUGAACGAUGGUGACAAUUCAGCAAUGCUCACACUGAAACAAGCUUUGCCCGAUGGUGUCCAACAGUUUGAGUUGGUUAUUCGUGCCACGGAUGGUGGGACGGAGCCAGCACCCAGGACCACCGACUGCCCCGUCACUGUGCUGUUUGUGUUGACGCAGGGAGAGCCUACGUUCUCCGAAAACUCGGCUACUGUCCGCUUCGUUGAAAAGGAAGCUGGUAUGUUGGAGAGUUUCGAGCUGCCUCAGGCCGAGGACCCCAAGAACGACAGGUGUACGGAAGACUGCCAUACCGUCUACUACACCAUCAUUGACGGCAACAACGGAGACUACUUCGCUGUGGAACCAGAGACUAACGUGAUCUAUUUGGCGAAGGAGCUGGACCGCAGCGAACGGGAGCAGCAUACUAUAGUGAUAGCGGCUGCCAAUACGAUUGGCGUUACCACAGCCAUGCCGUCCUCACAGCUCACCGUCACCAUCGACAAAUUUGCGCGGAAUUUGUGGCUUGGCGUUGAGGGCAGGUUCAUGUGUUUUUGCUCUGGCGUUCAAAAGGAUAAGGUCGAUUCCAAGGUCCGAGAUGCGAACCCUAGACCUAUCUUCAGCAGAGAACUCUACACUGCUGGCAUCUUACACACAGAUAACGUACACAGGGAUCUCAUUUACCUUACGGCAACACACACAGAUGGACUCCCUAUCACCUACUCGAUAGACCUAGAAACCAUGCAAGUAGACGAGUCGUUACAAAUUGUUAUGGAGGACGCCUUCAACAUUAACUCUGAGACCGGGGUUAUCUCGCUGAACUUCCAGCCAACAUCGGCUAUGCACGGCCACUUCGAUUUCGAAGUGGUGGCUAGUGAUGCAAAUGAAGUGAGUGAUCGAGCAAAAGUGAUAAUCUACAUGAUAUCGACACGUGUUAGAGUAGCCUUCCUGUUCGAAAAUACGGAAGCUGAAGUCAACGCGAGAAGAGAUUUCAUCGCGCAAACAUUCUCGGACGUGUUCGAUAUGACGUGUAACAUAGACAGCGUGCUGCCCGCUACCGACGCCAACGGCGUGGUGCGGCCAGGGUACACAGAACUCCAGGCGCACUUCAUUCAAAACGACAUGCCGGUGCCCGCCGACUUUAUUGAAGAGUUGUUUUCGGAUGUCUAUACACUACGUGACAUCAGAGCCGCGUUGAGUAAUCAGAGUUUGACGCUAGUAGACGUACCAGGGGGGGUGACGGUGCUGCCCGGCGGAGAGUACGCCUUGGCAGUUUAUAUCCUCGCCGGUAUCGCAGCAUUCCUCGCCGUCGUCUGCCUCGCUCUCGUCAUCGCUUUCUUCAUCAGGAACCGAACGUUGAACCGCCGUAUCGAAGCUCUCUCCACCAAGUAUGAUACUAUGGACACUGAGCCGACCCACACCACAGUUGAAGGGCUAGGCCUCAACAAAUACGCUACCGCUCCCAACCCCUUCAGCAUCGAACCGAAUAUCAAAGCACCUAACUUCGACACUAUUAGUGAAGCAUCCGAUGACCUGAUCGGAAUCGAAGACAUGGAACAGUUCGGAGACGAUUACUUCCCGCCCGAAAACGAGAUUGCAAAUCCGGCUUUUGCACGUAACCCCAUAGCGACCCAUGGAAACACCUUUGGCUUGAACUCAACCCCCUUCAACCCCGAGCGUCCUCGCAAGCGUCGAGCGGUCAGUGGCGGGGAAGCGGGGGAAGAGGAAAUAUUGUGGUGGCGCGUUGCCACUAGAGUAGCGCGCGUGCGUUCGACACAAACCAAAAUCGAAUUGCCGCGUUACAUCCUCCCCCUCUGA